AUGCUGAUCAAAGUUAAGACCUUAACAGGAAAAGAAAUUGAACUUGAUAUUGAACCAAAUGACAGAGUUGACAGAAUUAAAGAAAAGGUUGAAGAGAAGGAAGGUAUUCCACCACCACAACAACGUUUAAUUUUUGCUGGUAAGCAAAUGAAUGAUGACAAAACUGCUGCUGACUAUAAGGUUCAAGGAGGAUCAGUGCUCCAUUUAGUGCUUGCACUACGUGGUGGUUUUUAA
This is a messenger RNA of Auanema sp. JU1783, 234 nucleotides long. The record is from the annotation of a GenBank genome assembly. Lineage: Eukaryota; Metazoa; Nematoda; Chromadorea; Rhabditida; Rhabditidae.